AACUCCUAAGCAGUGUUAAAAAAGCUAGUUCUGCCUCAGGUUUGGAUGUCCACAGAAGAGCCUCUGUGAGCUAUCCACAGAGUAGUAACCUGCUCCAAGGAGCAGAUGGCACAUGUCUUGUCCCUGGUUUCCUAGUCCCAGGCUGCACGCCCAGCUGAUGGAGAGGACCCAGUCAUCCAACAUGGAGACCCGGCUGGAUACCAUGAAGAUGCUGGCCAAGCUCUCUGCUGACGUGACUUUUGCUACUGAGUUCAUCAACAUGGAUGGCAUCAUUGUGCUGACGAGGCUUGGGGAAAAUGGAACCAAACUCUUGUCCCACUACAGUGAUAUGCUGGCAUUCACCCUGACUGCCUUCCUAGAGCUCAUGGACCGUGGCAUUGUCUCCUGGGACAUGGUUUCAAUCACCUUUAUUAAGCAGAUUGCAGGGUAUGUGAGCCAGCCCAUGGUGGACGUUUCAGUCCUUCAGAGGUCCCUGGCCAUCCUGGAGAGCAUAGUCCACACCAGAAGAUACCAGAGUCUGUACCAGAAGAUAGCUGAGGAAAUCACCGUGGGACAGCUCAUCUCACACUUCCAGGUAUGAAUGAAAAAAAUUACACCUUUAGAAAAAGAGUUGUUAGAAAAAAGCCUUGGCUGCAUGUAGGGGAAGUGACAGCACAGAAGAGACCAGAGAAGAGCCUCCUGGAGGAGAGCCUGCACUUUGACCAUGCUGUCCGGAUGGGUGCGGUGCCCUCUUCUGCAGAGUGUUCACUUCUCUGCUUUUUCUAUGGUUCCAUUUCAUAGAAAGAUUUGGGGUGAUGUUUCUUUUCCCUCAACUUUUUAUUUUGAAAACUUGCAAACACAGAAAAGUUGAUAAAAUAAUACAGUGAACAUCGGUAUGCUUUUCAACUGGAUUCACCAAUUAAGGUUUUGUCAUACUUGUUUUCUCUCCUCCGCAUAUGGAAGAUUGUAUAUGUGCCCUUUUUCCCCCUGAAUCAUUUCAAAGUAAGUUACCAGUAUCAUGGCAUUUCACUGUUAAGUACUUUCGCAGAUAUCUUCUAGGAACCAGGACAUUCUCCUAUAUAAUCACAAUACCAUUAAUCCCACCCCAAAAAUUUAACAUCAAUACACUAAUGAUACCUACUGUAUAGAUUAUAAUCAGCUUCCUUGCAGCAAUCUGUUUAGAAGGCUUGCAUCCUGUCACUGUCCACUGAUUAAAUUUUGAACUCUAACUUG
Messenger RNA from Gorilla gorilla gorilla (western lowland gorilla), 1212 nucleotides. RefSeq names its product engulfment and cell motility protein 2-like. The record is from RefSeq and is a predicted model, not a curated record. The transcript is spliced from 4 exons. NCBI's taxonomy places the organism in Eukaryota, Metazoa, Chordata, Mammalia, Primates, Hominidae. Bases 113 to 580 code for a protein of 155 amino acids.